Messenger RNA from Aspergillus mulundensis, 963 nucleotides. RefSeq lists its product as uncharacterized. The coding region runs from base 1 to 963 and encodes 320 amino acids. The transcript is spliced from 3 exons. The record is from RefSeq and is a predicted model, not a curated record. NCBI's taxonomy places the organism in Eukaryota, Fungi, Ascomycota, Eurotiomycetes, Eurotiales, Aspergillaceae.
AUGCUGGAAGACCUCCACGACGAAUAUCUCUUCCCCAUCUUCGAAAACCUCGCUGAGCUCCCCUUCCCGGCGUCCUCAACCUCCUCGAACCCGGACUCCACGCAAUCAGAUCCAGAUCCCACAGCAACAGCAGAAUGGUGCGUCGUCGCCGGAAUAGACCAUGUCGUCCAGCUAGCGGACGGGUCCACGAGCCUCACAAUCGGCGAUGAAACGAGAGAUCAGGCGCAGGUUAUCCUUAACCCGGACGGGGAGUCUUCCGACGCAAAUGCCGAUGCCGAUGCAAGGCGCUGGAUCUCAGAGCUACACACGCUUCGCCCGGAAGAUGAGUUGACUAUCCUCCUGCUGGGCGCGCGGAAGGAAACCCUUGAUUGUGGGAAGAUCAGGGUGCAUGUAGCGGAUUUGCGAUGCGUCAAGGUCCUUCGCAUCGGCCUCUUCUACCUCUUCGAGCUUACGGACGAACUGCGGAGAUAUACCGAUAUGUGCUAUGGGUGUGGAGAAGAAGACGGACGACCGAUGCAUUGGUGUCCGGGGUGUAAGAUGGCUUUAUUCCACAAUCGGAAGUGCCAGAAGAAUGUAGAUCAUCUACAUCGCGACAAUUGCAGGCUACUGAGGGAUGUAGACCUGCAGACUCUGCUCCGUGAGUUUCCGGAUGAUUAUCAGCAUUUCCAGGCGCCGGGGUUGAAUGUUCUGGAGACUUGGUCUGAGGAUGAAACUGAAGAUGAGGAUGAGGAUGAAGAUGAGGAUGAUGAUAAGGAUGAAGAUGAGGAUGAUGAUGAGGAUAAAGAUCAGGAUGAAGAUGAGGAUGAAGAGGAAGAUGAAGAUGAGGAUGAGGAUGAGGAUAAAGAUGAAGAUGACGAUGAAGAUGAGGAUGAGGAUAAAGAUGAGGAUGAGGAUGAUGAGGAGGAUGAAGAUGAAGAUGAAGAUGAAGAUGAAGAUGAAGAGAAGCAGCAUAAUUAUGCAUAG